UACACUAGUGAAAUGACUCCAGUGAGAGCGUGAGAGAGAAUCAGUAACAGUUUCAACAACGCGUCUCGCUUAGGAGUAGCUUCUCGUAUGUUGCUCUCUGAAAGGGCAAUGAUACGAUGAAUACUAUCAGGUGUUUUGUGUUCGUUUUCGCAAUUGCAAGUAAUUCAUUCACCUCUGCGUAUGAUGAAUGUAACGAUCCACUUUUGGACAGAGCUCACUUAACAGCUACCACAUCAUUACCUAACAGAGGUCCAAAAAAUGCCAGGCUUAAUGGCGGAAGCGCAUGGACGGCUAGCAGUUCAGACUUUGGUCAGUACCUUAUAAUCGACCUGGGUCAAAUAAUGAACAUCACAGCUGUGGAGACCCAGGGACGAGCAGUACAAAAUGAGUAUGUUAUGGAAUAUGUUAUCAGUUAUGGUACAAAUGGCCUGGACUACGUUGAUUACAAAGAAGAAGAUGGUAAUGUUAAGAUGUUUAAAGGCAACGUAGAUGGUGAUACUAUAAAACUUAAUAAAUUUGAAGUACCAAUUAUUGCACAAUGGAUAAGAAUAAAUCCAACCCGAUGGCGGGAUAGAAUAUCGUUAAGAAUAGAAUUGUAUGGAUGUGGUUAUGUGUCUGACAUUCUUUCCUUCAAUGGUUCAUCUCUUUUACGGUAUGAUUUAUUGAGGGAACCAAUAGAAACUGACAGACAUUUCAUACGCUUCCGGUUCAAAACGAACAAUGCAGAUGGUAUUUUAAUGUACUCUCGCGGGACACAAGGGGAUUACAUAGCUUUACAAUUAAAAGACAACAGAAUGAUAUUAAAUAUAGAUUUGGGGUCUGAUAUCAUGACUAGUUUGUCUGUUGGUAGCCUUUUGGAUGACAAUAUGUGGCACGAUGUUCUAAUAUCGCGUAAUAGGAAGAAUAUCUCAUUCUCUGUAGAUAGGGUAUUAAUUAGGGGAAGGAUAAAAGGAGAGUUUCAUAGACUGGAUUUAAAUAGAGCAUUAUAUAUAGGUGGUGUACCUAACAAACAAGAUGGAUUGGUAGUCAAUCAAAAUUUUACAGGGUGUAUAGAAAACUUUUAUCUAAAUGCGACUAGCAUUAUUCACGAUUUAAAGGAAACAGGAAUUACCGGGGAGAAUCUAAGAUAUUACAAAGUGAAUACGCUUUAUAGCUGUCCAGAACCACCUAUAAUCCCUGUAACAUUUUUAACUCAUGGCUCAUAUGCCAGACUUAAAGGAUACGAGGGAGUAUCUUCUUUGAAUGCUUCCCUCACUUUUAGGACAUACGAAGAUAGAGGAAUUAUUUUAUAUCAUCAAUUUACUUCACCUGGUUUCGUAAAGCUAUUUUUGGAAGAUGGUAGAUUGAAAGUUGAUAUUCAAACGAAAGGAAGUCCUCUAGUAACUUUAGACAAUUUCGAUGAAAAGUUCAAUGAUGGAAAAUGGCACCAAGUUAUAUUAACAAUUUCAAAGAAUAACCUUAUCCUAAAUGUCGAUGGAACACCUAUGAGGACGAGACGUAUAUUAGAUAUGAUCACAGGACCUGUUUACAUGAUUGGUGGUAUGACAGGCAUAGAGAGCAACCGCGGUUUCGUUGGUUGUAUGAGAAUGAUUAGUAUUGAUGGCAACUAUAAGCUACCAACCGACUGGAAGGAAGAGGAAUACUGUUGCAAGAACGAAAUUGUCUUCGAUGCAUGUCAAAUGAUGGAUCGUUGCAAUCCAAAUCCGUGCAAACAUUCUGGUGUAUGUCGUCAAAAUUCUGAUGAAUUCUUCUGUGAUUGUGCCAAUACAGGAUAUACAGGAGCUGUCUGUCACACUUCCUUGAAUCCUCUAUCAUGCGAAGCAUAUAAAAACAUAAACUCAGUCAGUCAACGAGCAGAUAUUAAAAUAGACGUUGAUGGAAGCGGUCCUUUGAAACCAUUCCCGGUAGUUUGUGAAUUCUAUACAGACGGACGCGUGAGGACUAUCUUGCGACAUAACAAUGAACGCAUUACACCUGUGGAUGGAUUCCAAGAGCCGGGUAGUUUUGAACAAGAUAUCAUUUACGACGCGGACAUGGAUCAAAUCGAAGCUCUUCUUAAUCGAUCCACGAAUUGUAGACAAAGGAUCAGUUAUGAAUGUAGACUUUCUAAACUGUUCAAUUCUCCAGUACCGCAAGGAGAUUAUUUCAGACCAAACUCGUGGUGGGUCAGUAGAAAUAAUCAGAAAAUGGACUACUGGGGAGGAGCAUUACCAGGUUCACGUAAAUGCGAAUGCGGUAUACUUGGAAAUUGCGCGGAUCCUACAAAAUGGUGCAAUUGUGAUGCUGACUUGGAUACUAUCUUAGAAGACAGCGGAGACAUCACUGAAAAGGAAUAUCUUCCAGUUAAACAAUUACGAUUUGGUGAUACUGGUACACCGGUGGACGAUAAAAUGGGUCAUUACACGCUUGGGCCACUUAUUUGUGAGGGAGAUGAUCUGUUCAAGAACGUAGUAACAUUCCGCAUCGUUGAUGCUACCAUCAACCUACCAACCUUUGAUAUCGGUCACAGCGGUGAUAUUUAUUUCGAGUUUAAAACGACCAUCGAAAACGCUGUUAUAAUUCAUAGCAAGGGACCCACAGAUUAUAUAAAGAUUUCUAUAAAUAGUGGAAAUCAGAUUCAGUUCCAGUAUUUAGCAGGUAGUGGCCCACUUACGGUCAGUGUACAAACCUCGUACAAAUUAGCUGAUAAUCGAUGGCAUUCCGUGUCGGUUGAAAGAAAUCGUAAGGAAGCUAGAAUCGUAAUUGAUGGAGCGUUAAAGAAUGAAGUAAGGGAACCUCCGGGGCCAGUACGAGCGCUUCAUCUCACAUCGGAUCUCGUGAUUGGCGCCACGACAGAUUAUAGAGAUGGUUACGUUGGGUGUAUCAGAGCUCUCCUUUUAAAUGGUCAGUUGCAAGAUCUGAGAAGUUAUGCUCGUCAAAAUUUAUAUGGAAUUUCUGAAGGUUGUAUGGGUAAAUGCGAAAGUAAUCCGUGCCUUAACAAUGGCACGUGCCAUGAAAGAUAUGAUGGAUAUUCUUGUGACUGUCGAUGGACUGCAUUUAAAGGUCCAAUUUGCGCAGAUGAAAUUGGAGUAAAUAUGCGUCCAAGUUCAAUGAUAAAGUACGACUUCAUGGGUAGCUGGCGUUCCACUAUCUCCGAAAAAAUCAGAGUUGGUUUUACAACAACGAAUCCUAAAGGAUUUUUACUCGGCCUGUUUUCGAACAUCUCUGGAGAAUAUAUGACAAUUAUGGUCUCAAAUAGCGGGCAUUUGCGUGUCGUUUUCGAUUUCGGUUUUGAACGACAAGAAGUUAUUUUCCCUAAUAAGCAUUUUGGUCUAGGACAGUAUCAUGAUGUUAGGGUAGGCAGGAAGGAUUCAGGAGCGACACUCAUUUUGCAAGUCGAUAAUUACGAGCCGAAAGAAUUCCCCUUUAACAUUAAAACCUCAGCCGAUGCACAAUUUAAUAAUAUACAGUAUAUGUAUAUUGGAAGAAACGAAUCCAUGACAGAAGGUUUUGCUGGUUGCAUAUCUAGAGUAGAAUUUGACGAUAUUUACCCUUUGAAGUUACUAUUCCAGGAAGAUGGACCUGGAAACGUUCGUUCUUUAGGUACUCCUCUCACGGAAGAUUUUUGUGGCGUGGAACCAAUUACGCAUCCGCCUGAUAUCGUAGAAACUCGUCCACCACCGCAAGUAGAUGAAGAAAAAGUUCGAGCUGCUUACAACGAAACCGACACCGCGAUUUUAGGAAGCGUGUUGACAGUCAUUGUUAUAGGAUUAGUUAUAAUGACAGUACUUAUAGGAAGAUACAUGUCAAGACACAAAGGCGAAUAUUUGACCCAGGAGGACAAGGGUGCUGAAAUAGCACUGGAUCCAGACUCAGCGGUAGUUCAUUCUGCCACUGGUCAUCAAGUUCAAAAAAAGAAAGAAUGGUUUAUUUAAGUAUGAAGUUAGAUAUUUCGCUAUGUCGAUGCUAGAAUAUAUAGAUGAAAUUAUGCUUAUAAGUGCACUUUGAAGUGUCAUAACAAAAGAUUUUAUAGGGAGGAUAAAAAGAAACAUAAUUCUACUGUUUCGAUUUAAUGACAACUGUAUUAAACUGGAGACUGGUAAACUUAACUAAUUAGCACGAACAAAUUUAUCGAAUCCCUUAUAAUAAUGAAAAUAUUAAAAAAUAACUGGACAUUAAACAUUUUUAUUUUAUUGAUUUUCGUCAUAGUAGAAUUAUCACAGAAGAUAAUAUAAAAGAAAUAAUAUACAAUUAUGAGUUCAAAUAUUACGUUAAAAAGAUGUAAGCAUGUAGAAAUGUCUUAUUUGUAUUAAGUGUACCUUUGAUAUUUUUUCUGAAUACUUAUUAAUGUCAGUCAUCAUAUAGCUAGGAAUAAGAGGUAGUAAAAAAUCUUUCGAAUUGCAGACUGUUAUUACUUUACAUUAUGAGGUGCAUAAAUAUUUAUUAUGUACAUUGACAUUUAGAUUGACCAUCGCGACAGAAUACUAUGUUAGGUUAAAUACUUGUUUAACAUUUUAUUAUUUUAAAAAUGAGAACAGUUACUUGUUUCUUUUUUACUCUGUUAUAUCAGAGUUUUUACCUGUUAGCGUUAAUCGUAAGAACAUCAACAAAUCAACUGAUUUUGAAACUCAUUAAAAAAUUUAUUAGCUAUGCUAUUUUUCUAUCAAUGACAACAAAGUUAUUUGUACAUAUAUAAAAUAUUUCUAAAUCUUCAGAAAUAUUUCAUUACAUGUAAAAUACUUUUUUCUCUCUUUAUUUUCGCGAAACGUGUGUCCUUAGUAUUAUUUGUAAUGCUUACCGUCCAAAGUGCAUUUUACUUUUUCUUUAUAUUUAUUUUGUUUACAUUUGUUUAUUAUGUAUUUACAGAUAUUUUAUUUCUUUCGUGAAGUGUAACAAUCCGAAUUCUAUACUAUAACUUAACAUUAAUCUUAUCAAAACUAAUAUUCGUAUACUAUACGUGUAACAGUGAGAGUGUGCUGUAUAUAUAUCAUUUUUAUACAAAGGAAAUGUUUUACUGUAAUAAUAUGCCAGUGUAUAUUUUAUAUACUGUAUUCAGCAGAACGCAUGUGCUGCUAAAUAAAGACAAAAAGUCGUGAUUA
This is a messenger RNA of Bombus huntii, 5078 nucleotides long. It is a transcript of the gene Nrx-IV, whose product is annotated as neurexin-4. The transcript is spliced from 10 exons. Bases 117 to 3914 code for a protein of 1265 amino acids. The record is from RefSeq and is a predicted model, not a curated record. NCBI's taxonomy places the organism in Eukaryota, Metazoa, Arthropoda, Insecta, Hymenoptera, Apidae.